AUCAAUUAUAGUGAACUUUGGGUCCGUUAGGGUUUAGGCCACUGUCUUCUUCUUCUUCCCAGAAAAUGGCAGCGAUCCUAAAGCAGACAACUAAGAUCGCCGGGAAACUGUUGAAUCCUAAAUUGCUAUCAACAACAAGCAAUAAUGUCACUCACUCAGUCUUUCCACGCGCCACCGUCAGCGGCGGUGCCGUUCGGUUUGCGUCGACGUCAGGUUUGAGCUACCUCGAGAAGAAAACAGCUCCUCGACGAUUGCCGGCCGUUUACAAUUACCUUCUUCAAGCAGAUGAAAGAACUCAUUCUACCGGAAAUGAACCUAUUCCGAAAAUUACACUAAGUCAUGUUUCUGUGAGCUUUGCGGGAUAUGUUGACACUAGAAGUCAUACAGAAGACACUAAUGCAGCAAGCACAAAGGCUAAGAAAAACACGCCUAUCAAGAAGAAAGGGAAGAAAGGAACUCAGAAGCAAAAUACCAGCACACCAAGCAAAGCUCGUAUGAGAAGUAUUAACACAGCUGGCACAAAAAUUAUUAUGAAGCUUGAUGUCAAAAACGCUAAUUGGUUGAGUGAAAGAGUCAGGGAGAGGAUCAUGCUCAUGGAAAAGACUCGGAUCAAGGAUGGGGAGCUUGUGCUUACUUCAACUAAGACUAGAAAACAAGAGAAUAAUUUUGAAGAUGUUUUGGCCAAAAAGCAGAAAGUGCUUGGGAAAUUUCAGGAAAUAAUUAAUGCUGCUUCAUAUGCUCCGCUGCCACCUUCUGACGGGCUUGUAAAAAAGAUUUCCAAGUUGGCUGUUAUGAGGAAGGAAAAUAAUUUUGCAUGAGAAGCAAGUCUAUGUGAUAUAAAAAAGAAAGCUCGAUGGAUGAUGGGUUUGUGAAAUCAAAAUUUUACUGAAGAGACUUGGUUUGUAGUUUCUGCUGUUGAUUAAAAUUCAAAUACGUGGCUGAAAGGUUCCAUGUGCUAGACAACAAUGCACAUAUUUUUUGUUUCUUUCUAUCCACAACUGAGUAUGAAAGUUUCAAAGACAUCAUCGUGUAUUAGCUUCUAACAUUUUUCAGAUCAUAUGGUUGACAGAUUACACAGUUCUUUUGAAUAAACUUAACAUACUAUGUAGUUAUAUUUUGCGUGUA
Solanum pennellii is the source of this 1125-nucleotide messenger RNA. RefSeq lists its product as uncharacterized. The coding region runs from base 66 to 818 and encodes 250 amino acids. The record is from RefSeq and is a predicted model, not a curated record. The transcript is spliced from 9 exons. NCBI's taxonomy places the organism in Eukaryota, Viridiplantae, Streptophyta, Magnoliopsida, Solanales, Solanaceae.